Polistes dominula (European paper wasp) is the source of this 3061-nucleotide messenger RNA. RefSeq lists its product as uncharacterized. Gene Ontology annotation, molecular function: RNA polymerase II cis-regulatory region sequence-specific DNA binding; DNA-binding transcription activator activity, RNA polymerase II-specific. Gene Ontology annotation, biological process: regulation of transcription by RNA polymerase II. The record is from RefSeq and is a predicted model, not a curated record. NCBI's taxonomy places the organism in Eukaryota, Metazoa, Arthropoda, Insecta, Hymenoptera, Vespidae. Gene Ontology annotation, cellular component: nucleus.
CGGCACUAUCGGAUCCCGUUAACGGCAGUCGCCGUCGAGACACCCGCUAUAACGUCUCUCGCAUCUCCGCGACACACACAUAAUACACACAUAAUACACACUUAAUAUACACACGCAACAUUAAAGCUCGGUGGUGUGUCAUUAUUUCCUUUUGUUUUUUUCUUCUUCAUCGGCGUUGGAUUUGGAGCGUUGGAUUUGGAGAGUUGGAUUUGGAGCGUCCUGCAAUCCUUGCGAUCGACGUGCAAUAGGAGAUUAACCCUUUGUGCUCGUUCGAGAACAAUCAUUGCAAACUAAUUGCGAUUAGAUCAAGUUUCCAGGAUGAAAUAUUGGAACGUGUUUCUUCUUCUCGUAUUCGAGGAAAGAUACGACCUAUUUUGAAGUUUCGUGCAACGAAGAUCAUUUUUAACGGAUCGGUGCCUCAACUAUAGAUACUUUUCUUUCAUUCAAAGUUACUUGGUUGGAUAUAGCAAGGAAUCCUCCGCGAGGUACGCGGAUGUUGGGUGUAGCGAGGAGAAGAAAAAAGUUUCCAUAAGUAUAAGGGAAACAAGAAAGAGUGAAUCAUCAGGAUGAUGGAAGUGCAGCAACAACACUCGCCUGUUGGGGUGGGUCCGUUGGAUUUUUCGCGUAGAGGUGUAGCCGAAACGUCAGCUUUUCGGGUCGUCAAACCGAAACAACCGACUUCAUCGUUGGUACAUCAACAGGCUGUGUCACAGGAAACUAAUAACAACGAAAAUCUUCAAGAAAAUUCGCAAGUUUCGCUCGAAUCCGAAGGUGGAUGCAACGUACGUUUAAUGUUCCCAAGACUAUGGGCACCAUUUGGAAAUACAACUGAGGUUACGAAUCUUCCACCGCUACCGAAAAGUCACUCAGAACGAUUGUCCUUUGGCGUUGGUCGUCUGGUAGGUUCACCGGCGACAACGAGCCCCUCGCCGUCGCAUUCGCCGUGCCCAGAGUCCCCCUCUCCAGCACUCGAUCGUCGAGACUGCACCGAGAUAGACGUCGACGUAGAGGAGGAAGAAGUCGACGUGGACGUGGAAGAGGUUGGCGAGGAGGACGACCGAACCCAUCGUUCUUCGUCGACGCCAUCGCCUACCGGGACGAUAACCUCGGCGACGUCUCACUCGCAUCCGCCUAAAAGAUCGGCCGAUACGUUCAGCGUGUCGGCGCUUCUGAGGCCCGACCCACCCUCGGCUCACCUUCAAAAUGCUUCUCCUCCCAUUGGCGGGGGAGCUCAUCCGGCAACACCGAGCUCCUCCAUACUCUAUCCACCUCUUCAUCUUCAGGGUGGCCUUCUGCCACCUCAUCCUCACCAUCCUCUCUCUUACCUUCAUCCUCAAUUGUUGCCCCAUCAUCUUUUGCCGCCCCACUUGCACCCGCUGUUACGCGGCGUCCAUCCUGGACACCCGGCUCUGCACUCAACUCACACGGCACACGGGCUGCAUCAUCCCCAUCCGCUCGCAGACGUUUACAGCUGCGUCAAGUGCGACAAGAUGUUUAGCACGCCUCACGGCCUCGAGGUGCACGCGAGAAGAUCUCACAACGGGAAGAGACCGUUCGCUUGCGAACUCUGCAACAAAACCUUUGGCCACGAGAUAAGUUUGACGCAACACAGGGCAGUACAUUCCGCUGAAAAGGUCUUCGAAUGUAAGCAGUGCGGAAAAGCGUUCAAACGAUCGAGCACCCUGAGCACGCACUUGCUGAUACACUCCGAUACCAGGCCGUAUCCGUGUCAAUUUUGUGGAAAACGUUUCCAUCAGAAGAGCGACAUGAAGAAACAUACUUACAUACACACAGGUGAAAAGCCGCACAAAUGUCAAGUAUGCGGCAAGGCCUUCUCGCAGAGUAGCAAUCUGAUAACGCACUCGAGGAAACACACGGGAUUCAAGCCAUUCGCAUGCGAACUCUGCGGACGAGCUUUCCAAAGGAAGGUCGAUCUAAGGAGGCAUCGCGAAACUCAGCACGCCGAUUUAGGGACGUCGUCAUCGUCGUCGUCGUCGUCGCAUCGACCAGCACCCGGAAUCACCACGAUUUCAUCGCAGAAUUCUUUGCCAAGUGGAAAUGUGUCGAUAAUGCAAUGAAGAGGUGCCCAUGGAUGGAAAAAUGCUAAUCGCCGGAAGAGUGCAAUCGAAGGACAAAGAUCCGAAGGAGGACACGGGAACAAAGAAAUUUAGGGUGUUUGGAUCGUCGUCAAAGUCCAAAUCGAAUUGUAUUUUUGUUUCUUUUUCUUCUUAUUCCAUUUCGACUAGCAAAACAAACUUCUUUUCUCGCUUUUUCUUAGAUAUCGUAAACGGAUUCUCUGAUAUCGGCGACGUUUCUUCGAAUGGCCAAAGUCGUUGGAUCAUUAAAACUAUAAAUAAUAGGGAAAGGAGAAAAGAAAGAGAGAAGAAAUGUAAAAUAACGUUGUUCUACUAAAUUAUUAUAUCUAUCGUUUGUGAAUAUAAACCUUAUACGCGCGAGGUGGGGGUUUAUUAUCAUAGAUACGUAGAGACAUUUUAACGUCCUCGUUCUUUGCUCGUUGGUCGAUUUUCAUCGAAAAAUUGAUGAAGUUUGUUAGCGAAUAAGAGACGAACGCACAUCGACGCACACUUUGCAUAUCUCUUUCGCGAAGAGGAAAGACGACUCGUCGGGACUCCAUUUCUGGACAAAGUCCUCUGGAUCGCAACUGUGACCAAACUUGUAAAUAGCACCGUAGACCGUAUCUCUUUUUGUUAGUCUAAUUGUAAGCGUUUACUCGCGCGUGCUUGCGCACGCAUUACUACAUACAUAUGAAUGUGGAUAUAAAAUGACUCGAACCUAUAAAUAUAAAUAGAGAAACCGUCAACGUUGCACCGAUCCGGUGGCGGUAUUUCUUCGCACUAAAUUUCCCUUCAAAUUCCCCCUCGAAUUCCCCUCAAAUUCCCCUCAAAUUCCCCUCCUCGAUGAGACCAACUCUCAAUAUUGUAUUAUGUAUAUUCGAUUCUUUCUCCUUCCUCUUUUCCUUAUCAAAGUUUUUAUUGUUGUACCAUUGAUAUCAUUAUGUAAUUAUUGUAAUUAGAACUCGCUGCUAUUAUUAUUAUUAUUA